CGAUUGAGUUGGCAUGAGAAGCAACUUUGUAGUUCCCCGUACAUCCUCCUGAAAUUGUUUUGGUUUCAAACAAAAUACCAGCUCCUUUGGUCACACUUUCUCUCCCUUGUACACUUCCCACGAGUCCAUGACAUCAACCUCGCCACAUUCCCAACAACACCCAAAAUCACCAAAAGAAGAGAAUAUGCAAAUCCACGUGUCGGUGAGCACUGAGCUGUGAGCACACAGAAACGAGGCAUGCUUAUCCAGCAAACCAGCCUUGUUGACACUUGACACGUCCAUCAACCACAAAAUUAAAAGGCAAGCACCAGCUAGAUACAUCCAUGUGAAGGUUAACGUGAAGUGUUCCCUUACCAACACGAACAGGGGCUUUACAAAACCUUCCAAAAAUCUGUUCACAAUGCUCCAAAUAGCUGCAGUAUUUCCCUUCUACAAGCAUCGAUCUUUUCAACUAACAGAGCGUGUAUUUCACAACAAAGUAGCCAAAGCCAUUGUCCUCAGCUGCAUGCCAGCAUUAAAUAAAAAAACCAAUCCCCUCACCACCAUCUCAUCAUCAACCAAAGAGCGCAAUUAGCCAGACCAAACAACACCAGCAAGGCAGCUACAGAGAUCUGCCAGUGAUCCGUGCUGAGAUGGCCAAGUUCGUCGUCGCCGCCGCCACAGCCGCGCUGUGCCUGGCGGCCCUGGUUGCCAUGGCCGCCGGCCAAAGCGGGUUCGAGCGGCAGAGGCUCAGGGACCUCCGGUGCCAGCGCGAGGUCGAGGAGAACCCUCUGUGGGCGUGCCGGCAGGUCCUCGACCGGCAGCUGACCGGCGGCAUGCGCUACGGCGUCGGCCCGUUCCGGUGGGGCACCGGGCUCCGGAUGCGGUGCUGCCAGCAGCUCCAGGACGUGAGCCGCGAGUGCCGGUGCUCCGCCGUCCGCCGCAUGGUGCGCGGCUACGAGGAGGCCAUGCCGCCGCUGGAGGAGGGGCCCUACGGCUACGGCGGCGAGCAAGGAGAAGGGUACUACGGCGGCGGCGAGGGAGGGGAGGGGUACCUGCCGUUUCCUCCUAGAAGGAUCGGUCGCGUGAGGUUGACGAAGGCCCGGCAGUACGCCGCGGGGCUGCCGAUGAUGUGCCGGCUGGAGCCACAGGAGUGCAGCGUCUUCUCCGGCGACCAGUACAAGUAGGUGCGGAGUGAGGUGGUGCGGCGGCGUGCAAGAGCUUGCAUGCACGCGUGCAAAUCCUGAAUAAAGUAGCUGUGACGUGGGUUCUCAGUUCUCACAUUGUUGUGUGCUACAAAUACAAUAAUGAUGAUAAGUGAUGAAUAAGGAAAUGUGGCCAGCUGGUACUGGUACGAUUCUACA
Molecule: messenger RNA, 1343 nt
Organism: Setaria italica (foxtail millet)
Lineage: Eukaryota; Viridiplantae; Streptophyta; Magnoliopsida; Poales; Poaceae
Product: 19 kDa globulin
Exons: 1
Coding region: 633-1166 (177 amino acids)
Source: RefSeq, a predicted model, not a curated record